AUGGGGAGCAUCUCGCCCUCAGAAGCCACACCCGCAGCACUCCCAGCGUACAAAACCCCAUGGAUCCAGACACCGCUCGUUGAAUCCGCCGCUCUCUCCCGGGCAGCAGGCUGCCGAAUCUUUCUGAAACUCGAAAACGUGCAACCCAGCGGCUCCUUCAAGUCCCGCGCCAUGGGCAACCAGAUCCUCUCUCACCUCUCGAAACCCGAAAACGUCAACCGACCCGUGCACUUCUAUGCCUCUUCCGGCGGCAAUGCCGGUCUUGCUGCUGUCUGCGCGGCCCAGAGCCUGGGAUACCCCUGUACAGUUGUUGUCCCUGUACCAACGAAGCCAUUGAUGGUGCAGCGGCUGCUCACCGCCGGUGCGGCGGACGUGAUUCUGCACGGGCAAACUAUUUCCGAAGCCGGGGAGUAUAUGCGGGACGUACUGAUGAAGGAUAAUGCAUCGCUUGGUGUAGGUUGCGGGCCCAAUGGCAACGGGGUGGUGAAGGUUGCCCUGCAUCCAUUCGAUAACGAGCCGAUCUGGGAGGGAAAUAGUACACUUGUGGACGAACUGGUUACGCAGUUACCUCCUGCAGUUGGGGAGGAGGAAAGCGCGCGGUAUGCUCAUCGAGCAAUGCCCGUGGAUGCAAUUAUCUGUAGCGUCGGCGGUGGGGGACUGAUGAAUGGUAUUGUCAUGGGUAUUGAGCGGCGGCUGCUGUCCCGUCAGGCAGCUCACACCAAGAACACGACUUCCCCUAUUCACAUUGUCGCUGUGGAGACGCGGGGGACGGACUCGCUAGCUGCGGCUCUGGAAAAGGGGGAGCUUGUCUCCUUGCCAAAGAUUACUUCGCAGGCGACAUCGCUGGGUGUUGUCCGCGUAUCGGAGAGGACCUUCCAGUAUGCGGUGAACCCGCCGGAGGGGGUUAAGGUGCAUAGCACGGUACUGCCUGAUGCGGAGGCAGCGAGGGGAGUACUUCGUCUAGUUGAUGAUGAGCGAAUAUUGGUGGAGUUGGCGUGUGGAGUCUGUGUCGAGGCUGCAGUUGGUGAUGCCGGGAGGAAACCAACGAAGAAGCGAAAGAGGGCCUUGGAUGAGGGAUAUGGCGAUGACCGAUCUUCAUCUGGAGAGAACGAGGCAGAGGAAGAAGCGACAAUCGGGCUGGCCCCGUCGUCGUCGUCGUCGCCGCCGCCGCUGCAGUCGAAACUUAAGCAGCUGGUCCCGGAAUUAGGGCCAGAAAGUCGUGUCGUUCUCGUCGUCUGUGGUGGGAGCAACGUAACCAUUGAUUCGGCAGUGGAAUGGAGGAAGAUGCUCCAGGACGGUUGGGGGAGGUAG
Messenger RNA from Aspergillus ochraceoroseus IBT 24754, 1311 nucleotides. Its product is annotated as putative L-serine dehydratase. Gene Ontology annotation, molecular function: L-serine ammonia-lyase activity; pyridoxal phosphate binding; threonine deaminase activity. The transcript has 2 exons. The record is from RefSeq and is a predicted model, not a curated record. Gene Ontology annotation, biological process: L-threonine catabolic process; L-serine catabolic process. The coding region runs from base 1 to 1311 and encodes 436 amino acids. Lineage: Eukaryota; Fungi; Ascomycota; Eurotiomycetes; Eurotiales; Aspergillaceae.